Messenger RNA from Coniophora puteana RWD-64-598 SS2, 4093 nucleotides. RefSeq names its product S-adenosyl-L-methionine-dependent methyltransferase. NCBI's taxonomy places the organism in Eukaryota, Fungi, Basidiomycota, Agaricomycetes, Boletales, Coniophoraceae. Gene Ontology annotation, molecular function: DNA (cytosine-5-)-methyltransferase activity; chromatin binding. The record is from RefSeq and is a predicted model, not a curated record. The coding region runs from base 27 to 3557 and encodes 1176 amino acids. Gene Ontology annotation, cellular component: nucleus. The transcript has 28 exons.
CCAUCGCAUGCCGCUCGCCCCAAAAGAUGUAUCCAUCCCGGCCUCAGCACCUGAAGCCAUACUUGUCAGAAAGUGAAGUAUCGGACUCAGAACCGGAAUCCGAGACGUCCGAGACGACAUCCGAAUCCAUGCACACAACGCGAAUUCCGGGACUUGCCUAUCAUAAGGUCUUUCAGGAUGACAGCAGUCCCGACGGCGAGACGGCAAUCUCUUCCACAAGAUUCUCUGAGCCACCCCUCAAUGGCGACUCAAAGGAUGCUAGCCACCUUCCUCGCGUCGUAGUCACCAAGUACCCUCUCGAGAACGCCGGGUUUCGACCUCGCGGCGAGAGCGAACCCGAACCAAGCACCGGUUUGGACGAUGUUCCCAUUCGUCUACUUGAAGACUUCACGCUCUUCGAAGAGCAGUCACGCCAUAUGGUCUUAUUUGAAGAGGUGCUACAUGACCUCAAAAUCUGCAAUUCACCUCGUUCGAGCUACUCUGCAGCUGGGAAGGUCAUGGCAUACGUAGAGAACGACUCGGAAUCAGAUGACAUCGUCGGCGAGUUUCAGUGGCAUUCACUACAGCUUUCAACUAUCAAGGAAGUUUCUAUCCACGACAACUCGAAUGAUGGAGGACUUGACCCAAGGAUCUGGCUACGCACAUGUCACGCUUGGUAUAUCAUCAACAAACCUUCGUCCGAGUACCAAUCGUUUUUCAUGCCAUUCAAGAUCAAGCAUAGCAUCUGUCACGUUCUAGUGACUGCCGCCCAAAAUCCUGAGCUGAAGUACGAUGAAUUCAUUGCCCAGCUGAGUUCUAGCGAAGCUUCUGAAGAACUUACUUCUAUGCUCGGGCGGGAGCUCUCAAGCACUGACGUUGAGAAAGAUGAUACAGUGGCAUACCUGUUCUCGAUACUCAGCGGCAUGGAUGGUUCAGAACUGCCGGUGCAUUUUGGGCAAGUUCCCGCUGUGAAAUAUAUUCUAGGCUCUUCCUGGAGCUCCGAGUCAGACCCACUCAAUAACUCGAAGACCAAUCGCCCGCGAAAAUCGGGCGAUGUCGAAUCUGAAGUGUUCCAGAAUCGAAAUAGAACGACCGUAACAGCUGUUGUCGGGGGCUUGGCCACAAGGAUGUUCGAGCAGAGAUUCUCUGUUCUGGGUGAGCUUGAUCGUGAGGAUUGGACUCGCAGAGAUUUGUAUCAGUCUCAUGCUAUUCACGAGACAAAUAUGAGCUCCAUUGAAUGGUUGGACUCCGGGACAGAGUUUCCGGACACUACAUACUACCAAGGCGUCGAGUUAGAUGGAGUAGAGUACAAGGUUGGGGACAUCGUCAUGGUGCAUCCAGGCGUCAAUGACAACGUCAAGCAAGUUGCCAACUACGAUGAUUCCAUCACCCAGAAGUGCCACGUCAACGACUUCAAUUUUGGAGAUCCGGAACCAGAAGUGAGCGAUGAGGAGAAUGACUUUCAUGUCAGCAUUUAUUGGGAUGAGGUUAAUUCAAACUUCUUGGCUCUCGACAUCCCGGACGGCCAUCACCCUUGCCGGGUGUGUUGGUGGAGAGACUCACAGCACGUGCAGUCAGAAGAACACCAGAGUUUAUCGAGGAUUCACCCGGGUGACUUCGUUUACCUGAUGCUAUCUUCCGCAUUCCGAAAGUUCGACAUCGGUCAGGUCAUCAGUAUAGACUCUUCAGCCAAACACCUCACAGUGCAGAUGUAUGCACGUUUUGAUGACAUCAAGUCCCGUGCCUCUCGACAUGGUCGCCGUCCAUGCCAUGAGCGUCAGCUCGUUCGGACCUCCAAGCUCAAAUCUGUCUCUUCGUCGACAAUCCAGGGUCAGGCCUAUGUCAUCUACAGUGACAGCUCGGACGCCAAGGAUGUUGCAGACUGGAUUCUUGAUGAUGACCAUUUCUAUGUCUAUCAGUUCUCCGACUCCUCGCCGGUAUCUGAAGACAACUUGGAGACGCUAUCCAAGUCGAUUUUUACCACAACUGUCUGCAGCGAAUGUCACGAUGGGCAUCUUGAGGAGCUAAGGUGCAAAGCUGAUUGCCUCAAGCAAUCUGGCUGUCUUCAAGGCCUGGAGCUGUUUUGUGGUGCAGGAGGUUUGGGUACGGGUCUCGAGAUGUCUGGUUUUGUCGAAACAAAGUGGGCCGCCGAUAUCUCCCCAAGCUCCGCAAAGACGUUCAAGUCAAAUCAUCCCGACGCCACCGUUUACAACCAAUGUACGAGCCUGCUUUUAGAGCAUGCGAUGGCUGUUGCGGACGGCGAUAGCCCCAGACCACUUAAGAGUCUUGGCACCAACGAGACCCUGCCGUCAAUGCCUCAGCCCGGGGAUGUAAACUUCAUUUACGGAGGGCCCCCUUGUCAGCCGUUCAGUAGAAUGAAUAGUCACAAGAAAUCAGAUGACAUUCGAGCUACUCUGGUAGCGAACAUGCUGUCAUAUGUCGAAUUCUAUAGGCCACGGUUCUUCCUGUUGGAGAACGUCCUUGGGAUGUUGGGCCACAAGCUUGAAGAUCAGAUCGGGCGUGAACAAGACAAUCAGCUCAAAGGCCGCCUCCCCAAGGAGCGCUCCAGUGACGAGCAGGAAGACCAAUCAAUCAAAUUCGGCGUCGUCAAGUUCAUCACUCGGUGUUUACUUGCACUCGGAUACCAAAUCCAGUUCAAGAUCUUGAACGCCGGCCAGUAUGGAGCACCUCAAAGUCGCCGGCGCAUUAUCUUCUGGGGUGCUAAGAACGGCGAACUGAUGCCGGCCUUCCCUUUGCCUACACAUUCCUUGCAGAACCCUCUUCAAAAGAGCCUGUUGCCCACGGGAUCAUGGAGCUUGCCGGUGACCUGGGACCAUCAAGGCUUGUGGCUACUCCAAGACAGUGUUUAUGAAGAGGUGACGGGACUACACUCGUGUGCUCCCCUCGACAUGGUGACCAUCGAGGAUGCUAUAGGGGACUUGCCACCCUUCGAUUGGGAGCAUCCUAACCCCACCGAGGACGACAUCGAGGAAUCCGAAGCUCGGCAAGAUAUUGGAAUCUUAGCCUUUCCCGCAGUAAAGACAGAAACAUGUCAGCGCGUUUGUGGUUUUGAGGGACCAGCACACUAUGCCUAUCCUCCCAUGACGAGCUACCAGCAGGCGAUGAGGAGCAAGGGUGCCCCACAAGUCACUUAUCACUACACCACCUUUCACAAACCAACAACCGUUGAGAAAGUACUCCAGAACUUGUCUACUUCGACAGAUGGUCCGCCAAGUUCUUCCACUCCACGGAAAGUAAGGCUUCGAGCCAACUCGCUGUUCAAGACUAUCAUGACAUCAAUGCCGCUGAAUGGUCGACAUGCUGGCUCGUCCAUUCACCCAACCCAAAAACGCGGUCUUUCUAUUCGCGAGGUUGCUCGUGCCCAAGGAUUCCCCGAUCACUAUAAACUCGAAUCAUUCAACCGAGAUUUUAAUAAGCUAGCGGUCAAUCAACUUCGUCAAAUUGGAAACGCAGUUCCAAUACCUCUGUCCCAUGCUCUAGGCAGAUCUCUUGGUGAAACACUGGUUAGGAGGUGGCAAGAGAGUCUUAAGUAUCGCCCACCAAGCCCAGAACUGUGAAGGAUCUGAUUGGAGUGGAUUGUGUAGUAUAUCCACAAGACAUUUUAAAUUUAAUCAAUCCUUGUAAAUACCAUUGAUACCUUGCAUACUUUAUCGACUGUUCAUGUUGACUGUUCAGUUUGAUUGUUCAACUACAUAGUUCCUAUUCUUUACGCAUGCUGCCCAAGUAUAUCUUGUACGCGGGUCAUUUUGCUGUCAUUGCCUGUGCCUGGAGCGACCUCGCGAUCAACUCGAGUGCCAAUGCGAAUAUCAGUAGCGAUGCGGGGAGCGCCCUUAGCAUGGACGGCGGCGUGGCAGUCUUGAAUGGCUUUGCAGACUUCGGUCCAGUUUCCUUCAAUGUUUGUACCGUAACCGUGCAUUUUGAAUGUUAGUCCUGAUUUCUCCAGGACUCGGUGACAUUCCGCGAUAUGUUCAGCAACAGACGACUCUCCGGUGCCCAUAGGAAUGAGGCAGAAGUCUGCGACUGCAUAGAGUUCCUGGGAGGACGAGGAAGACAUAACUUAUGUGUCGAUGAUGCAAGAGCAAGUGUGAGAGGC